Molecule: messenger RNA, 1350 nt
Organism: Saccharomycopsis crataegensis
Lineage: Eukaryota; Fungi; Ascomycota; Saccharomycetes; Ascoideales; Saccharomycopsidaceae
Exons: 1
Coding region: 1-1350 (449 amino acids)
Source: RefSeq, a predicted model, not a curated record
AUGUUCUUGCCUGUCUUCUUGUUAGCCACCGUUGCCUCUGCAAUGGCUCCCUACACUAAUAGCACUAUUGCUUCUACUGAUGAUCAAAUGACUACUGCCGUUGUUUACGAAAAAGAUUUCACUACCGUCACUGACACCAUUACUUCCUGUUCUGGAUACUCUACCUGUGUGCCACUCAUCACCAUCCACACUACUGAAACUAUCACCUCUUACACUACCACUUGUCCUCUUUCUGCUUUGAGUACUUUAUCCACCACUCUUCCAGUUAUUGAGUCAAGCAGCUCUUCCAAACCACAAUCUACCACCACUCUCGAACCAGCUUUCAGCAGUGAAAGCUCAUCAUCGGUAGCAACUACUUCUACUGUCCCAAGUUCAUCAUCUGUGGAAACUACUUCUAAAACUGUUCCAGGCUCCCAAUUGACUACUACUGUUGUCACUGACACCUCUUUGACCACUACUGAAGUCACUAUCACCUCUUGUGCAGGUCACACUGCUUGUACUGAAUCUGUUACCUACAGCACCGUCGAAGUCACCACCGUGUAUACUACUACCUGUCCACUUUCUGAGCUCACCACUGUUACUCCAUCUUCCACUACCACCAUUCCAACCACUGCUCCAACCACCUCUAAAUCUUCUACCACUGUUACCCCAUCUACCACUACCACCAUUCCAACCACCUCUGAAUCUUCUACCACUUCCGAGUCUUCUUCCAUUGAAUCUUCUAUCGCUAAUUCUACUACCAUUGAAUCUUCUUCAAUUGAGUCCAUUACUACUCUCGAGGCUACUAGUGAAACCGUUGUUCCAUCUACUAGUUUGACCACCACUACCAGUUCAGCUUCAGGAACCACCGACAUUUUCUCCACUGCUUCUUACACCACUAGUUUUGUCACUACUUCUAGUGAUGUCACCGUUCUCAUCACUAUCACUAGCUGUUCCGAAGAUUCUUGCUCUACCGGUGUCACCAGUACCACCUCCCAAGUUGUUACCACCUACACCACUGUUUGUCCUUUGACUUCCACCACCGCCGUCUCUACCAUCACUUCUGCUCCAGUUGAAUCUUCUACUUCCUCUCUUCCAGAAUUGACUACUUCUAGCAAAGAAUCUUCUACCACUAAAGCCACUACUGUCAGCAAGACCUUGAGCAAGACUAGCAGUACUACUGUUGAAAACUCUUCUACCUCUAUCACUUCUUCUUUGUCUACCUCUCUCACUUCUUCUUUGUCUACCUCUGUCACUUCAGCUUCAUCUACUUCUGUCACUACCCCACUUAUCCAAACCGGUGCUGGUAACCAAAAGAACAUCGCUUAUGGCUCAUCUGUUUUCGGUCUUAUUGCCUUGUUCUUGCUCUAA